Messenger RNA from Pelodiscus sinensis (Chinese soft-shelled turtle), 5416 nucleotides. The record is from RefSeq and is a predicted model, not a curated record. NCBI's taxonomy places the organism in Eukaryota, Metazoa, Chordata, Testudines, Trionychidae.
UUGUACUUAUCUGUUUGUUUUUGAGCCUUUACAAGUUUAUUUGUAAGCUUUAAAAAAAGACACUUUUUAAAAAUGAAAGCUGAGAUUUUCACAUCAUAGGAUUGCAGAGCUGGAAGGAACCUCAUAUCAUGAAGAUUCAGCCCCCUGCAUUGGGGGUAAGACCAAGGAAACCUAGAGCAUCCAACUUAUUUUUAAACGUUUCCAAAAAUGGGGACUCCAUGGUCUCCCUUGUAAGCCAUAUUCCAAAGCUUAACUACCCUUCUAGUUAGGAAAAACUUUGAUACAUAGCCUAAAUUUCUUUUGCUGCAGCUAUUCUAUUACAAGAAGUCUAUUACUUCUGGUCAUCUUCAAUGGACAUGGAGAACAAUUGAUCCCUGUCCUCUUUAUAACAAGCCCUUAACAUCAAAGACUAUUAGCAGGUCACACUUCAGUCUCUUCUCAAGAUUAAACAUACCCAGUUUUUUCAACUUUGCGUCAUACAUCAAGUUUCCGAAACCUUUUAGCAUCAUUUUUGUUGCUCUCUUCUGUGCUCUUUCCAAUUUGUCCACAUCCUUCCUGGAUUGUGGGGCCCAGAACUGGACUUAUUACUCCAGCUUGAGUGUUACAGUGCCAAGCAGAACAGGCUCUUUAUCUCUUGUGUCCUACAUACAACCCUCCUCCUGUUAACAUACUUCAUAGUCUCCUCAUUCUGCAGCUGCAGCACAUUGACGCUCAUAUUCAGUUCAUUGUCCCCUCCAUCCUUUUCAGCUGUACUACCACUAGACGGUUGUUCCCCAUUUCCUAGACAUGCAUUUGAUUUGUCUUUGGGAACGUGUCUGCGGGAGCUGGGACUGGAUGGCACACGAGGCUUGUUAGAAAAACCACAGGCUGGCAAGGUCAGAAACAGAAGCUAACCCCGGCUGGCUGGGGCCGGGCUCAGAGCACUCACUGCUGUCCAGGUGUAACACCUUUGGUUGCUUACUGUGAUGUGGCCUCCCCCAGCUCUGGCGAGCUGCACGGACAGGUAAAGGGGGAGGUGCUGAACCAAUCUCCGCCGAGAGUCAGCGAACGAGACCGUAAUGGAAACCACUUCAACCCCCUCCCUGCGCAGGUUGGAAUCGUUCCCUAGCAACGCAGCGCUCCGCCUGCCGGACGCCAGUAACGGACUCUGUAAGCUCGAGCUGCUGCCAUCUCUCGGCUGUUCCUAGGACUGCGCACUUCCCCCAACUAUGCCGAGGGCCUAGCCUACGUAGCCUCUCGCGGCUGUUCCUGCCACUCCCCCUCUCCCUCUUCCCCUUCCUGCUUCUCGCGAGACUGUUAGUGGCGCUCGGGACAAAUUUGAAGCUAACGGCGGCGCGAGACGAGCUGUUGCAGGGCGCGAGAGCUGGAGCGCUGCACCCCGGCUCAGCGACGUGCUCGUAUCUCCCCAGCAAUGGGAGCGGAGAAGAAGCUGCUGCAGAUCAAAGAUGCAUUCGAGAUGGCUCAGAAACCUCACCAGAACCAUGCCAAGCUCGUGGCAGGUUUGAAGCGGACCUACAAUCAGCUGAAGGAUAAGAUGAUUUUUCAUGAGGAGUUUGUUCAUUACCUUAAGUAUCCUAUGAUAAUCUACAAACGUGAACCAGCAGUGGAACAAGUGAUAAAUUUUGCAGCUAAGUUUGUUACUUCAUUUCAUUUGCUGGAGAAAGAAGAUGAUACCGAGGAAGAAGAGGAAAACUCACUUCUGAGUUAUUUGUUUAAUUUUUUGUUUAAGUCUCACAGUGCGAACAGCCAUGCUGUUAGAUUUCGAGUUUGCCAGCUUGUUAAUAAGCUUUUGGGAAGUAUGCCAGAGAAUGCCCAGAUUGAUGAUGAUCUCUUUGAUAAAAUUAACGAAGCUAUGCUAAUUAGACUAAAGGAUAAGAUUCCAAAUGUGAGAAUCCAAGCUGUACUGGCGUUGGCUAGACUUCAGGAUCCCAGUAAUGGGAACUGUCCCGUGGUUAAUGUUUACAACGCUUUGCUUGAAAAUGAUUCAAAUUCAGAAGUGAGGCGUGCAGUGUUGUCAUGUAUUGCCCCAUCAGCUAAAACUUUGCCAAAAAUUGUAGGCCGCACUAUGGAUGUUAAAGAGGCUGUCAGGAAACUGGCGUAUGAGGUUCUGGCAGAAAAAGUUCACAUGAGAGCUUUGUCCAUAGCUCAGAGAGUAAAACUUUUGCAGCAAGGACUUAAUGACAGAUCUGAUGCUGUUAAGGAGGUAGUGCAGAAGAAACUUCUUCAAGCCUGGUUACGGUUGACCGAGGGGGAUGUUUUAGAAUUGCUUCAUCGGUUGGAUGUAGAAAACUGCCCUGAAGUGGCUGCCCUCGUGCUUAAUGCAAUGUUUUCGAUAUCUCCACUUAAUGACUUAGUUCAAAACUGCAAAAACCUUGAUAACAGAAAAUUGAUUCCACUGGAAGAUCUAACGGCUGAAAGCGCUUUAUAUUGGCGAUCCCUUUGCGAGUAUCUAAACUCAAAAGGGGAAGAAGGUGAAGCUUUUAUGGAGAAGAUUUUGCCAGAACCUGCCAUAUAUGCUGAUUAUCUGUUAAGUUACCUUCAGAACAUGCCAGUUCUGAGUGAGGAACAAAGGGAAGAUUUUUCCUGCAUUGAAAACUUGAUGACAAAAGAAUUUAUAGGUCAGCAGUUGAUUCUUAUUGUUGGCUGCAUGGAUACCAGUGAAGAGGGAGGAAGGAAGCGUCUACUGGCUGUCUUGCAGGAGAUUCUUAUUCUACCCACUACUUCAACAUCACUUGUAUCUUCACUUGUGGAGCGAUUGCUCAGCAUGAUUAAGGAUGAUGACCAGAGAAUUCAGACUGUUGCAGAAAUUAUCUCAGAGGUCCGUGAGCCCAUUGUUUCAGUUGACACUCCUGUAGAUGCAGCUGCAAUAAGAAAGCAACAACUUAAGCUGGCUGAAAUAAAAGUGAAACUUCUGGAAACAAAAGAGGCUUUGGAGGAAUGUAUUACUCUGCAGGAUUUUAAUCGUGCAUUGGUAUUAAAAGAGAAAAUAACAGAGCUGGAAUGCAUCAAGAGUGAUCUGAUAAAAGAAGCAGAACAGCCUGAAAUCAAAGAAAUGCGUGUGGAGAAGAAUGAUCCAGAAACACUACUGAAGUGUUUACUGAUAUGUUUCGAACUCCUCAAGCAGAUGUCCUUUUCUAAAGGAAUAGGCCCAACCAUGAAUGGGAUCAUUGAGUCGUUGAUACUUCCUGGAGUAACUAAUAUUCACCCAGCUGUACGAAAUAUGGCCGUUUUGUGUUUGGGUUGCUGUGCCCUGCAGAACAAAGACUUUGCCAGUCAACACCUUGCAUUGUUGUUACAGGUUUUACAAAUUGAUGACAUUAAGGUGAAGUUAAGUGCUUUAAAGGCAAUCUUUGACCAGCUGAUGAUGUUUGGGAUAGAAACAUUCAAAACAAAAAGAGUCAGUGAUUCUCACAGUGAAAAAAUAGAGAUUAGAAGCAGAGAUUGUGAAGAAGAGGAGACUAAAAUAAAAGAUUUGGAAGACGAGACUGCCACUGUUCACAACCUUCUGCACCUCCUUUCUAGUUUCUUAGACAGUGAGUAUUCUGAACUCAGGACAGAAGCUGCAGAGGGUCUGGCCAAGUUGAUGUUCUCUGGGAGGUUAAUUAGUGCCAAACUUCUUUCUCGUCUUGUUUUGUUGUGGUAUAAUCCAGUAACAGAAGAGGAUACUCGACUUAGACAUUGUCUGGGAGUUUUCUUCCCUUUAUUUGCUUAUGCAAAUAGGACUAAUCAGGAAUGUUUUGAGGAAGCUUACCUUCCAACUCUGCGAACGCUGUUUAAUGCUCCUGCAUCUUCACCUUUGGCUGAAGUAGAUAUUGCUAAUGUUUCUGAACUGUUAGUGGACCUGACAAGACCAAGUGGAUUGAAUCCUCAAGCCAAAAAGUCACAGGAUUACCAAGAUUUGACAGUUCAUGAUAGCUUAUCUAUGAAAAUUUGCAAUGAGAUCUUGAUGGAUCCAACUGCACCAGAUGUUCGUAUUUAUGCAAAAGCUUUGACUUCAUUAGAACUCAGUAAAGAUUUCAUAAAAGAUCUUCUGGUUAUACUUGAAGAGAUUCUUGAGGAAGUGAAAGAUAGGUUGUGUCAAAGAAUGAUUGAGAAACUCAAGAUAAAUUUAAGCAAAGGAAAUGAUAUACACAAAGAUCACUCUGAAGUAGAACAGGAAACUGGCACCAUGAUAUCUGAGCAAGUUAAUCCAAAUGAGGAAGAAAAAAAUAAAGAAGCUGAUCAAACUCCUGUUAAUGAACAGAAAGAUAAAACCACUACAAAGCUGAAAUCAACAAGAAAUAAAGCUAAUAGAGGGCAGGGAAAAGUAAAUCCAGGUGCUAAGUCUGUGAACAGAAGAAGAAAUCGUAAAAUGGUUGAGUCUGACAAUGAAAGUGGUGAUGAAGUUCCAGAACCAGUUACGUUGCCAAGUUCAAGACCUCCAAGACGAGCAAAAACAAGUGCACUUGAGAAAACGCGAAUGAAUCUCUCAAAGCUUCUGAAUAAAGAAGCAGAUGAAUGAAGGUGAAAGACAGAGUGAAGUGUUCUUUAUGAAAGCCAGCUCUUCCCAAUAAACUUACAAAAAUAAGCUUUCUUUUUACUGUCAAUUCUAUUUUUUUAAAUCUUUCUAUAAUUGUUGUAAAAACACAAAAUUCCCAGAAACUUUGCAGUAUUUUAAAUUGGUGUUAAUUUUGAUAAUCACUUCCUAGUUACAUGCAUAUUUUCAGUUCUAAAACUUGAUUUGUGGCUUUUAGUCUUCUUGAUUGAGCAUUUGAACACAACAGCACUUUCCAUGUGAAGAUUUAAGUCUUACUAGCAGUAUUGAGACUGUUAAAUCUGGUUGCUGUUUUUUGUGUUAAUUUACAAUUAGUAGUGUGUAGCAUGGUGUGCAUGUCCUUAAAGGCAAUACAUUUUAAUGUACUUUUUUCUCAUUAUUGGCUUGUCAGAAUUGCUAAUGUGAGGUGGUGAUGGGGACCUGGUUGCUUUGUUUUCUGUUUUAAAGUGUACAAGAGAUCUUAAGUGUGGUCAGGAACUGAGCAGCAGUUUGUGUCUACAGGUAUAUCCAAUACUGAAACUGAAAAUAUGUAAUGUUAACUCUAAGAAUGAAAGCAACAUUUUGACCAUGUUUAUACUCUUUUGUAUAAAAUCCAAUAUUGGUUUCAAAGACGCAUCAAAAUCAUAAAUUAUUUGUAUUGUUUAGCAGCUUGGAGCCCUAACUGUGGAUGAAGACAUCAUUGUGCUAGGUGCUGCGAAAACAGAAAAGAGUAUGAUAGGAAUAAGAGCUAAUAGGGAAGGAGUAAAAGGCAGCCAAAAUACUUUGAAAUCAGGUAAUGGCAUCCUCUUCAAAGCUAUCAGUUGCACCUCUUCAGGUGGUUUUAUAUGGAAAACUGGUUUAUGUGCAUAAAUGUAUGUCUGUGUAUUAAAGCAACGUUCAUAA